UGGUAAGCGAGGAUGGCGACCGAUGACUUCGAGGCAACGCUCGAGCACGGGUUCAACCACAUUGACGAGAAGGUCGAGCUGAUCAUAGACGCACAAGAUGCCAGAUUCCGCAAGCUGGAGGAAGAUUUGAACGCUUGGAACCGUCGGCUGGACUCAAUGGAGCAAGAGAUCGUCCGACUGCCCGAGCGAGUGUGUUCGAUGAUGUUGCAGCAUGUCGAUGCACUUCCCGCGGACUUUCACACAGCGAUGGCGACGCUGACGGAGUCUGUCUUGCAGAGUCUUCGAACGUUGAACGAUGCAGGACCUCCUCCUCCUGCACCGAUGGCGGCGGAUGAACCCACCUUCGCGGUUCGCACCGACGACCACGGUAUGGACAUGAACGAAUCUCCACCACAUGGCCAUCCUCGACCUCCAGCCGACGUGGAUGCAGUGGACACGCGUCCCAAGAAGCGGCGGCGGAAGCCUCGACCGAAGAAGCCGCCGCACAUCCCCGAGCACGACUACUUUCCGAGCCAUCUGGACCGCGUGACCCCCGUCCACGAGCACGUGUGGGCGGACGGGAUCACGCGGCGUACUCCGGAAGCAUGGCGCUUUCCAAACAGUCAAGUCCGGCUGUUGUGGGCAUAUUGGUUUCGCGGCGACGAGCCGAAUCAAAUCGGUCCGUAUCGGUUGUUGAACGGGUUGGAUUUUGGCACGCGGCUCGCGUGUCGAAGCAGUCUGUCCCAUACCCGCGUGCUCAUGAAGAUGUUGGUGAGCUUGGCGAUCGAGCACGGAUUUGCCACGUCAGAGGACGCCAUCGCGGACAUGUCGCUCAAGGACACAAUGCUAACCUUUGACAAGGCAUUUAUCGAGUUUCAAAAGGUGCACCCGACGAUGACGUCGUCGAGUCAUUCGCUGGGGGUACUCUACAGCCGCCUUCCCCGUCGUCGGCGGAAGCAGCCGGAAGGGCUGAACGCGAGCCUGCAUGUGUGGGCGGACGGGUCGGAUCGGAUGCAAGUGCCGGAUGGGUGGGCGUUCCCCAACACCACGUGCCGCGUCAUGUGGCCGUGGUGGUUUCUCGGGUCGCCCGACAUUCAAAUAGGACCUUAUCGGCGCCUGCGCACUAUGGACUUUACCACGCCCGAAUCCAAAGAUUUGUUGAUGCAAGCACGGAUGGCCAUGCACGAACUAGCUCUAGUCGCGGUGGCCAACCAGUGGGCGGAGUCGGAAGACGCCAUGGAGGAACUUGCCCACGACACGUUGAUGGACAUUUUUGACAAGUGCUAUUUCAUCCUUAUGCACCGCAACCCUAAGGGCAACUUGGCCGGACCCGGCCGCCUCGAGCGGUCGACGGUGCACUCGCUGUCGAUCCGCACCGUGGCCAAAGCCAUCCGGCGCGCGAGGAAGCUCCCCAUCAACCCCCCGACCAAAGUGUUUGAGUGGGCGGACGGCACCCGUCGGCAGACGCCAGAAGAGUGGCGGUUCCCAAAGGAGAUGACGGCGCGGGAGCUGUGGGCGCGGUGGUUCCUCGGGGAGCCCGACACCCAAGUCGGUCCAUUCCGGCUCGUGGCCACCCUCGACGUUAAAGACUUUGACAGCCGCGUGUACUUUAGCCGCGCCAAGUUUCUGCUCCAGGACUUGGUCGAAAUCGCCAAGCGCAAACACUUUGCCGACUCGGCGGACGCCAUCGCGGCGCUGCCAGAAGACGCGUGCAUGGCUGUGUUCGAUCAGACUUACCACGCCCUCUUCCACGACAACCCGCUCGGGUACGGCAACAUUGGCGGCACCGCGCACGGACUCCUGCGGCCCAAGCGCGGCCCGUUAUACAUGUGGAAAACAGUACGAGAGUGCAUCCGAAAGCUCAAGAAGCUCCACCAAGAAAACGCGGCCGACGACGUCCAAGCAGCGGUGGCACAGGACACCCACAACAACGAUGAUGAUCACCAACAGACACGUGACAUGGAGUUGGAAUGAUAGGUUGGUGCGUCUAACUAGUGAGAUAGGACACGGAGGAGCUCGAAGAAGAAAGUUGGAGGGGGUAGUUAUGAUGGAUGUAGUAGGACUACCGGGGGUAGUAGUAGGCAACAUACUAAUAACGUUCAACCCAUUUACACAAAGCCAUGCAGAAAGCCAUGCGUGACUUGUGUGAACCUGC
Messenger RNA from Aphanomyces astaci, 2134 nucleotides. RefSeq lists its product as hypothetical. The coding region runs from base 13 to 1953 and encodes 646 amino acids. The record is from RefSeq and is a predicted model, not a curated record. Lineage: Eukaryota; Oomycota; Saprolegniomycetes; Saprolegniales; Verrucalvaceae. The transcript has a single exon.